Molecule: messenger RNA, 1131 nt
Organism: Acanthosepion pharaonis
Lineage: Eukaryota; Metazoa; Mollusca; Cephalopoda; Sepiida; Sepiidae
Source: the annotation of a GenBank genome assembly
AUGAUAAACAGACAUUUUUCGCUUGGCUGCGCAUGCGUAUUUAUUUUCUUUUAUUUUAACGAAAAUGACGCCAGAUUCAGUGGGAGUUCUGAUCUAUCUAUCUAUCUAUCUAUCUAUCUAUCUAUCUAUCUAUCUAAUGUCGGUUUCUUUCUUUCUUUCUUUUUAAUUCAAUCCAUUCGACGUUUCGAUCUCUGUCUUUCAUUCAUUCAUUCUUUCUUUCUUUAUCUAUCUAUCUAUCUAUCUAUCUAUCUAUCCUCCGUUUUUCUCUCUCUAUUCCACUCCCUCUCAUUCUCUUUAUCUCUAUCACAGCCUGUAUAUAGCUCCUUGACUAUCUAUCUAUCUAUCUAUCUAUCUAUCUAUCUAUCUAUCUGCCUUUUUCUUUCUCUGCCAUUCCGUCGUCAUUCUCUCUAUCCCUUCAAUUAUGUCUCAUUGACUAUCCAUCUAUCUAUCUAUCUAGCUAGCUAUGUUAUUGUGUUCGUUUCUAUCCAUCUAUCUAUUUCAGUCUGUUCUCUUCUCUCUCUAUCUCUCUCUAUCUGUCACUGUUCAUAUCUAUCUAUCUAUCUAUCUAUCUAUCUAUCUAUCUAUCUUCAUUCUUUCUCUAAUUAUCCGCCCUCGCUCUCUCUCUCUUUCUCUUUAUUCAAGUCUAUUCAUUCUCUCUCUUUCGUUUUUUUCUAUCAGUCUGUAUAUAACUCGUUGACUAUCUAUCUAUCUAUCUAUCUAUCUAUCUAUCUAUCUAUCUAUCUAUCUAUCUAUCUAUCUAUCUAUCUAUCUAUCUAUCUGCCUUUUUCGUUAUGUAUGUAUCCGUUGUCGUUCUCUCUAUCCCUGUCUAUUCCAUCUCUCUCAUUCUCUUUCUCACUAUCUAUCACAGUCUAUCAUGUCUCCUUGACUAUCUAUAUAUCUUUCUAUCUAUCUAUCUAUCUAUCUAUCUAUUUCAGUCUGUUCAUAUCUAUCUAUGUAUCUAUCUCACUCUGUAUCUAUCUAUCUAUCUAUCUAUCAUGUAUGCCAGUCGAUAUUCACUUCUUUUUGUAUGACGAAUAUCUAUCUAUCUAUCUAUCUAUCUAUCUAUCUAUCUAUCUAUCUCUCUCUCUAUAUAUAUAUAUAUAUACUUUUUUUACAAGAAAGCGAGACUAA